Molecule: messenger RNA, 3322 nt
Organism: Nymphaea colorata (pocket water lily)
Lineage: Eukaryota; Viridiplantae; Streptophyta; Magnoliopsida; Nymphaeales; Nymphaeaceae
Product: pentatricopeptide repeat-containing protein At5g16640, mitochondrial-like
Exons: 3
Coding region: 112-2394 (760 amino acids)
Molecular function (GO): protein binding
Source: RefSeq, a predicted model, not a curated record
CACAGCCCACGCACACUCUCUCUCUCGUAAGAGCAGGAGCAGGAGCAGGGGCCGGGGCUCCGCCUCCUCUCCGCUCUUUGACAGGAGGAGGAGUUGCACGUAGAUGGGUACAUGGUGCAUCUCGAGAAGAUACGAAAGAGGAUGUUGAAACUUGCCUCCCAUUCCUCGCGGCACUUAUCGACGUCACCAUUUUGGUCAUAUUUGAUUUCGCACUUCCACUCUGUUUCCCUCUCUGUAUCAGAUUUACCGAUACUGAAUCAUUCCUAUAGAAGCAACAAUAAUCACGACUUCUCUUCCCUCCUUUCGUCACCUAGUAAGCAGCAGACCACCUGUUCUUGUAUCACUCUCCGAGGUAUCAGUAGUUCUUUUGGAGAAGUAAGCCCCCUGUCUGAGGGCUAUGAAAUCAUAAGAAAUCUAGGAGACAACUCUAGCACUGUUGAAAUUGAGGCGGCUUUGGAUGUCUUCAAUCAGCUUCUCACUCGAGGAGCUCCAAAUAUACCAAUUAUCUUGUGCAAUCGUUUAUUUAGCAUCUUUGUUAGAAGGCACUACUAUAAAGAGGGGUUCUUGGUCUACACCAAGAUGGUAAGCUCUGGAGUCUCCCCUGAUUAUGUGACUCUCAACACCUUGUUCAGCUGCUGCUGUAAAUCUCAUUCAGCUGACGCUGCAAUAUCGGUGCUUGCCGUCCUCUUCAAAAGCAGAUUUACUCUUUCUACCAACAUUUUCAAUUCUCUUAUCGAUUGCCUGCUCAAGUGUGGUAGAGUGGACGAAGCUCUGGAGAUGGGGGAUCGAAUGGACAGAGAGGGUUGCGAUGCUGAUCUUUUUACGUAUAUUUGUCUCAUAGUUGGAGCAUGCAAAAAGGGUAGGCUUGGAUAUGCUAGAUUGCUCAUACAAGAGAUGGACAUGAAAGGCAUUACUCCAAAUGUGGUUGCCUAUAGUGCUGUUGUGCAUGGUCUUUGUAAGCAAGGACUUAUGGAUGACGCUCACAUGUUCUAUAGAGAGAUGAUCGCAAGAGGUCUCAGCCCUAAUAUUGUUACUUUCACUAGUUUGAUUCACAGCCAUUGCGUCGCUGGGAAGUGGCAAACGGCCAAGGCAUUUUUCCAGGAGAUGCUUGAUCGAGGAAUCAGGCCCAAUGCCUACACUUUUAAUGCAGUCAUCCAUGGCCUUAGCCGACACAUGAUGAUUGAGAAAGCGGUUCAAUUUGUUAGUUUGAUGAUGGAGAUGGGUGAGGUUCCUGAUGAGUAUGCUUACACCCCGCUUAUUGAUGCUUUGUUUAAAGAAGGAAGGCUGAGGGAGGCAAUGCAAUUUGUAGCCCACUUGGUUAAAAGGGGAAAUCUAUUUAGCAUCAAAACCUAUGGUAUUCUUCUAAAUGGCUUUUGUAAAUCAGAUAGGAUAGAUGAAGCAUUAAAAUUGUACAGCUUUAUGCUAGUAGAAGGCUAUAAGCCCAAUGUUGUAAUCUGCAGCGUUCUUCUAGAUGGAUUUUGUAAAAUGGGUAGGCAUGAAGAGGCAAUGGUUUUAUUACAUCAAAUGAGCUCAAUGGGAAUUAGGGGAGACACAGUUACUUACAGCGUACUUAUUGAUAGUCUUUGCAAAGAAGGUUGUCUUGAUGAAGCUUUACAAGUUUUUCAGAUGAUGAAAGAGAAAGACAUUCAUCCUAAUGAUGUUACUUUUAGCAUUUUGAUUAACGGAUUCUGUAUUGAAGGGAGAUGGAAGGAGGCAAAAGAGAUGCUCCAUGAGAUGCUUAUUCAGGAUGUUAAACCUAGUCUUAUUACAUUUAAUUGCCUAGUUGAUGGUUUUUGUAAAAAAGGAAGAGUUCAUGAUGCCAUUGGUGUCGUGAAUUUGAUGCUAAAUGCAGGUGAACUUCCUGAUAAGUAUACCUACAAUGCGCUUAUGGAUUGUCUUUUCAAGGAUGGAAGACUUAAUGAAGCUUUGCAGCUUGUUGCUUACAUGUUUAAAGGUGGUGACUGCAUUAACAUUGUGACCUAUAGCAUUCUCAUCCAUGGUCUGUGCAGUAAUGGUAGAGCUAAUGAAGCAUUAGAAUUUUAUAAACAUAUGUUACACAAUGGUGUGAAGCCUGAUGCAGUCAUUUAUACUACCCUCUUAGAUGGCCUUUGUAAGUCGGUCAAAAUUAUGAGUCCGAUGGUUCUUCUUAAACAUGUGUUAUAUGGAGGAAUUGAUAUAGAUGUGUUCACAUGUAAUGCAACUAUUAUUGCUCUUCGUAAAGAAGGACUAUUUGAUGAUGCUUGGAAGAUUUAUAAAGAGAUGAUUAAAAGAAAUAUUUAUCCUAAUUUAGUUACUUUUGAUGUUCUGAUUUGCUGCAUCCCCAUUCACAAACAAUCCCUUGAAGCAAGGGAACCAUUUCAUGAGAUGGUGACUCAGGCCAUUAGGCCAAGUUAACUUACAUUCAACAGCAUCUUUAGUGAGUUUUCUGAAAAUGCCACCAUGGAUGAGAUGGCUGAUUAACUCUGCAAGAUUAUCUCUAUAAGAGGAUUUGUGUGGAUUAUACAUAUCAGCCAACAAAUGGGUUGAGUUAAGACACAUUUCGCUUGUUUGUAGUUUUCUGGCAGCAGCUUCAUUUCAUCCUUGCCUGAAAGCAUCUUCAAGCUGUUCCUGGCAUCAAUUUACGAAAGCCUUGAGGUUUUUGGAUGUAGUCAUAUAUUGUGCUGCAGGUAUAACAUGAUGUGAUUGGAUUCAGAUUCUAUGCAAUGCCCAGGUUUCAUGUACUAUCACACUGAAGCUUUCGUGCAGUUGAUGGAUACCUUUCGUUGCAGGAAGAUGAUAAUUAGGAUAUAAGUGGGAAACAUAUAAAUGAUGCCCAACUGUUUCUCCAAAGUUAAGGCAACUGAAGAAUCGUUCUAGAGACAGAUGUCGACAUAAUCUUGGAUCUUGGACAAUUUAUGCUUUCAAUAUGCUCCUUCUGAUGGCAAUUCACUUGCAACACAAUGAUAGAGAUGUUGGAAUAUUUUCUUCCAAAUCUUGUAACAUGUAUCUGCUUGGAGCCAACUCUGUCAAAUCCACAAUAGUAUCUCUAUGUCGGGCCCGAAUACUUGUUACUGCCCCGCUGACCUUCCGUUUGGAAGUUCCAUCCAACAAAAGGCAUGGUAACCUGGUAUUGGCUUUCAUUUGUCUGGAUCUUUUGCUCAAUCAGCAUAUAGUAGUGCCGAGACAGUGAGCAUUUCUCCUCCUUUUCUUUUUGAUAUUGUAAGCCACGUAUUGUUUGCCGUUUUAAGACACCUCGGCUCGGCAUCCCUUUUAGCCUUCAUACAAGUGAUUUUUGGUUGAUACAUAACUGAGAAACCUGAUUAAGGAUACAUAUCAACAUCAU